Ciona intestinalis (vase tunicate) is the source of this 2230-nucleotide messenger RNA. Lineage: Eukaryota; Metazoa; Chordata; Ascidiacea; Phlebobranchia; Cionidae. The record is from RefSeq and is a predicted model, not a curated record.
UCAACAUUUUUGUACUGUUAUGUGUUUAACUAUUAAGUGUUAAAAUUGAGUAAAAAUAAAGUGUUUCAAUGGCUACUGCUGUAACAAUGUCCCCGUCCAAUUGCGAUGCAAUGAAACAGCAAAAACCUGACAUUGUCAGCUCUGUUCAAGUCCCAUCUGGCAACACUGGACAAUCUUCAUCAGGAAAUACUGGAAAAUUAGAGAUUAAGUGUAAACCCAUCAUGUCAGCUUUUCCUGUGCGGGGAAAACGAUUCCACCGUAAGCGAAGACACAGUACAAGUGAAGAGUUCCCUGGCAGCAUCAACGCAGCAAAAUCACAGAAUGCUAAACAUCGACGACAAGGUGCAUCACAUCACAAGAAAGAAAUAGCAGGAGAUAUUAUUCUACCUACAAAUUUCCUGCUAGGGGGAAACAUACGUGAUCCCUUAAACCUUAACUCAAUGCUUGAUGAAAAGGUUAACCGAGCACUUAAUGCUGUAACGCCAUCAUCAAGUCCACUGCCACCUAGAAAUUCAACAAUAAGUAUCGUUAUACCAAAUGAUAUGACUGACCCUCUUGGUUUAAAUGCCGCACCAACAGAGGAAGUGGCAGAAAAUUCAAGCCUUAAUCAGCCAAGCGUUCAGAAAAAAGAAAGAGAACGUAGCAACAGUAAAAGCAGAAAUCGUAAGCGGCGCAAAAAGAGCCUUGUAGAGAGAACUCUUCCUGACCAAGAAGACACACUACAAGACGAGGGAAAAAAUGAACCAGACUCUAUCACUGGUGUAUUGAAACUGGAUAACAAGUGUAUGAAAGUAAAGAAAAAUAAGCCAAGUUUUCUGGUCCUUGAUGGGAAUUGUGAUCAAAAUUCGUUGUCUGUUCAUGUGCCUCAGACCUCUGCUGUUACAGACCCAAUCGUUUCUCCCGUUAUUCCGCAGAAGACAAAUCGAAAUGUUGUCUUCUCUCCAAAAUCUCGCAAACGUAAAGCGUCUGCUUCUAUCCAUGCAAAAAACAUUGCACAACUUAACAUGGAUGUUGUCCCUGGAACUGACUUGCUUGUAGUAGCAAGCGAGACGAAAGAAACACUUGAGAAAAAAGGUGCCAAAAAGUCACUAUACAGCCAUGAAAACGAAAGUACUUCAGAAAAAACAUGCGUUCAAUAUUCUGCUGUUUGUAGUCCCUCACAAAACUCUCAGAAAACAGAGAAAAAAGGGACGAAUGUAAAAAGUGCAAAACCAAGCUUUAAAAAGAACAACGCUAGGUUUCAGUAUGGAAAUUACAGUCAGUAUUACGGGUACAGAAAUCCUAAGAAGUUCCAAGAUUGUCGGAUGACUUGUUUGAAACGAGAAUGGUUUAAAGAAAAAGAUGUUCUUGACGUUGGAUGCAACGUUGGUCAUCUGACUCUUCUCAUAGCAAGGGAUUACUCCCCAAGGAAGAUUGUAGGGAUCGAUAUAGAUGGAUCUCUUAUUAAUAUUGCUCGUACAAAUAUCAGGCAUUACGCAACUGCUAGUGUAAGACCCCCAUCACAACUUGCUUCCUCGUUUCCGGACUCGAUGCCAAAGAUGUACGGUCCUCUCGUUGCUCCUCCUGUGGAGACGGGGAAAGAUGACUCUGCAGAGUUUCCUAACAAUGUCUUGUUCUUUGAGGGCAACUAUGUCCCAGAAGUUGACGAAAUACUUCGAUUUCAAGAACCUGAAUAUGACGUCAUAAUGUGUAUGAGUGUUACCAAGUGGAUGCAUAUGAAUUGGGGCGAUGAAGGGCUCAAAAAAACUUUCGAGAGAUUUUUUAAGCAACUUCGAGCUGGUGGGAAGUUAAUAAUAGAACCGCAAGAGUGGAAGUCUUAUGGAAAAAAGAAAAAACUAACGGAGAGAAUAUACAAAAACUACAACUCUAUUGAAUUAAAACCUGCCAUGUUUCCUGACUAUCUCAUCAAAGUAGUUGGCUUUGAGAGUGUUGAAUAUUUGACGCUCACAACACAAAACAGAUCAGAGGGUUUUAAAAGGCCUAUACAACUUUACAGAAAGCCAGAAUGAAAUGUAUUUUCAACUGACCUGCCACACAAUCUUAAAGCAUUAAUACAUUUCUUGAAUGUCACCUAUGUUAAAACACUGCAAUGUCAUGACCCGUUCACUGCUCAUGUGUUAUAUUUCCGUUUUAGUUGCGCAGUUUUAAGCGUUUUGAAAUCUCACCUUGACCUUGUGUUAUAUGCUGCUAUUUAACUAUCCUGGAAAUAACAUGUUCUAUGGUGAGGUUU